Messenger RNA from Ochotona princeps (American pika), 1691 nucleotides. It is a transcript of the gene GASK1B, whose product is annotated as golgi associated kinase 1B. The record is from RefSeq and is a predicted model, not a curated record. Gene Ontology annotation, cellular component: Golgi apparatus. The transcript has 4 exons. The coding region runs from base 80 to 1612 and encodes 510 amino acids. Lineage: Eukaryota; Metazoa; Chordata; Mammalia; Lagomorpha; Ochotonidae.
UCCAGGAAGCCAUGCGUCAUGUCAGCAGGAGCCAGGGGCAGACGGUGAGCUCCGCUCAACAUGUGCAAGCGGCCAAGAAAUGACCUGUCCGGACGAGCCCGGGCGACUCAUAAACUGGCUCCUCUGCUCCCUGUGCGUGGUCCGGGCACGCAAGCUCUGGAGCAGCCGGCGUCCGAGGACCAGGAGGAACCUCCUGCUGGGCACUGCCUGUGCUAUCUACCUGGGUUUCCUGGUGAGUCAGGUGGGACGGGCCUCUCUCCAGCACGGGCAGGUGGCCGAAAAGGGGCCACACCACAGCCGUGACGCAGCGGAGGCCUCAUUCCCUGAGAUACCCCUGGAUGGCACCCUGGCCCCUCCGGAGUCCCAGGGCAAUGGGACCACCCUGCAGCCCAACGUGGUGUACAUUACCCUACGCUCCAAGCGCAGCAAGCCUGCCAACAUCCGUGGCACGGUGAAACCCAAGCGCAGGAAGAAGUAUGUGGUGGCAUCUGCGGUCCCCGCCCAGGAGGCCUUGGCUGGACCAUCUCUUCAACCGCAGGAACCUGCCAGGGCAGCUGAUGCAGAGAUGCCUGGGUAUGCUCAGGGAGAAUACCCGGCCAACCUUGGAGAGCGACCAUGGAGAGGGGUGAGGGGUGCGCAGCUGCCCAAGGUCCAGGAGAGCAACAUCAGGAUCUACAGCGAGCGCGCCCCCUCGUGGCUGAGCAAAGAUGACAUCCGUAGAAUGCGGCUCUUGGCCGACGGUGCGGUGGCGGGAUUCCAACACGACUCCUCCGGCCGCGGGGUCCUCUUGCUGGUGCUGGAGGGGGGUGCCUCUGGCGCCACACCCCGCUGUGGCCCCAGCCCCUGCGGGCUGCUCAAGCAGCCCCUGGACAUGAGUGAGGUGUUCGCCUUCCACCUGGACAGGAUCCUGGGCCUCAACAGGACCCUGCCGUCUGUGAGCAGGAAAUCGGAGUUCAUCCAAGAUGGCCGCCCAUGUCCCAUCAUCCUCUGGGACCCAUCAUUAUCUCCAGCAAGUAAUGAAACCCAUUCUUCUGUUAAGCUCACCUGGGGAGCUUACCAGCAGCUGCUGAAACAGAAGUGUUGGCAGAAUGGCCGAGUCCCCAAAGCUGAAUGGGGCUGUACUGAAAUCCAUCACCAUGAGUGGUCCAAGGUGGCGCUGUUUGACUUUUUGUUACAGAUUUACAAUCGUUUAGAUCCGAAUUGCUGCGGAUUCAGACCCCACAAAGAAGAUGCCUGUGUCAAGAAUGGACUGAAGCCAAAAUGUGACGACCAAAACUCCGCUACUCUGGCGCACAUCGUCCAGCGAAAGCAGGACCCAAGGCAUUUGGUCUUUACAGACAAUAAAGGUUUCUUUGACAGAAGUGAAGAUAAUUUAAACUUCAAAUUGUUAGAAGGCAUCAAAGAGUUUCCUGAAUCUGCAGUUUCUGUUUUGAAGAGCCAGCACUUACGCCAGAAACUUCUUCAGUCUUUGUUUUUGGAUAAAAUCUAUUGGGAGAGUCAAGGAGGUAGACAAGGAAUUGAGAAGCUUAUUGAUGUCAUAGAACGGAGAGCCAAAAUUCUUAUCACUUACAUCAGUGCACACGGGGCCAAAGUCUUACCUAUGAAUGAAUGACAGAAGUUAACUGCUGGCCAGAGGGCUGGAUGUUUUUAUGCAGUUUUGUUUUGUUUUUAAAUAAAGCACAGUGACUUUU